AUGGCCUCUGAAAAUGUCGAAGAUAUUUGGAAACCAGUCAAGGUCAAAGAAAUGGCCAGAUAUUUGGGACUGUUAAACAGGCUCCCAAAUAUGAGCAUGUAUUGGCAAACAUCAAAACCAUGCCGUGCUCGGGUUUUCAACAUGUUUAAGACGACGAAACGUUUUCAGCAUAUAGGUCAGUUCUUCCAUACUUUCAAUAACAAUACGGUUCCGUUGAACAAUACUGGCAAGUUGAUAAAAGUGAGACCAGUGAUGGAUUACUUGAAACAAAGGUUUGGAGAAGUUUACUGGCCAAAGAAAGAGUUGUGUUUAGAUGAAGGUACAUUGGCAUGGCGUGGCCGACUCUCGUUCAAGGUGUACAAUCCAAACAAACCAGACAAAUAUGGUGUGAAAUUAUAUAUGCUAGCUGAAUCAACAUCUGGCUACAUAUGUGACUUUGACAUGUAUUCUGGUAUUGGUAAAACGAUCAUCGAAACAGUCACGGGGUUGAUUCGGCCUAUAGUGAACAAGGGUCAUCAUCUGUACAUGGAUAAUUACUACAACUCAGUUAUCCUAACAGAGAAGUUGAGAGAACUUGGGGUCUACACAUGUGGCACAAUUAGACUAAUACGUGGUGCCCCAAAUGAACUGCAAGAUAUAAACUUGCAGUUCAGUUAA
Procambarus clarkii (red swamp crayfish) is the source of this 657-nucleotide messenger RNA. The record is from RefSeq and is a predicted model, not a curated record. NCBI's taxonomy places the organism in Eukaryota, Metazoa, Arthropoda, Malacostraca, Decapoda, Cambaridae.